AGAGAAUAUGGACUGUGCCGAGUGUAAACAACUGAGAGCUCUAGCUAGAGCUAGAGGAAGCAACUUACUCAUAAAACGAAAGUUAGUUCGUCAUUGGAGCUACCCGAAGAAAGAAAGAGAGAAACAACCGAUCAGAAACUCUACUAGCGCCUGCCUUUUCUCUCAUCAUGAUUUUUCUCCGCAGUCUGUUGUGUUGUCAGCUGUUGUUUUUGUUGACCAACACCGCAGAAGGUAUUCAUCACCGCAUUGCUGCUGCCAAUGCUACCCGUACUGGAUCCAGUAGUACCAUUCGCGCCCGAACAGCUCGCACACUCAACUUUACCGGUACCACAGCUUCUUCUACCGCCAAGCUGCAGGCAGAAGCACAACGCAGAGCCAAUCUUCGCAUCCGCCUUGAAGCCAAAUCCAAUGACUUUCAACGCGACCAGCGUGCCUUGGGCGUCAUCUCGAGCAGUGACGAUGUGCGCCGCGAGGUCGAAGAUGCCGAUGUUGAAGAAGAGCUGGUUAUCCCAAAGAAUACUAUUACUCCUGACUUUUCUCUGUUUGGAGGUAUCUCAGGGAUUACCUUUGAAGAAGAGGAAGAAGUGUAUUUAGCUGUACCCAAAGAAGCGAGGUAUCGACUGCUGCAAUAUGACAACAUUGAUCGACAAGGGGGCGGCAAUGAUACUUACAAUAAGAUUCCAGUAGCCAACGAAACGGAUCCUGUCGACACUCCCCGUUGGUAUACACUCACAUUCGAUGAGGGUGCUAUCAACAUAACCAAUGUCACAUACCUUCGCAAUCCUGAGAACUCGGACUACUUUUACCAGAGUGGAAAUGUCACAGUGCAAGCGAUAACCUCCUGCGAAGGAAUGAUUUAUGUUGCUUUGGACAAGGGCCCAACAUCCCCGCCUUACUUCCGCCCUAAAAUUGUUGAGUACAAUGCUAGCGGCCACGUCAUGGGGACCUUUCAGUAUCCGACUUGGUUCAACUUCAGUCAGGGCUUUACGGGUCUUUCCGUCAAUCCCAACGAGAAAAAGUUGUACGCUGCUACUGGGGACGGCCUUGUGGGAGAUGAAUCUCGGUAUAUCCGCAUCACGGAGUUUGAUUUGCAAACCCGUGAAUCGGGCCGACAGUACGUGUACGAAUCCGACCUGGAGAACGUAGUCGGUCUCGUCAGCCUUGAUGACAAUGGAGGCUUCCUGGUUUUGGAGCGAUCCGACGUCAGGCCAGAGUACAAUCCACUUUUUGGCAUUGUACAAUCUAACCCGCCCACUGUGGGUCGCACCCCACCAGAAAAUUGGUUUGGAUACAAUGUCAGACUCUACUACGCUCUCUGUUUGGACGCGAUGAACGUCCAAAACAUCAGCACUGGAUUGCAAGGCUUUACUCUGAACACAAUGCGAAAGGAGCUUGUGCGAGAAUGGUCCAACGUGACCAAGUGGGAAGCCAUUGGACUAGCGGGGGAUCACAGCACCUAUCGUCGAAAAACUGCAAGCAAAAGCCGACGAACAAAGCAUAGUCAUCGUGGGCUUGAAGAAGACGAAGAUUUCGAAGAGACUCCGAAACAUCGCAAGUUGGGAAGUGAUUCCAUCGAUAUCAUCCUAAUGGCAGACAAUGAAUUUGUCCGCGACACGGAGGCGCAGUUGUUGGAGGUGGAUAUUCAUGAAGUGCCACUCUUGCAGCCCGCAGUGGAAACGGAAGAUAUGUUGGAUCACGAAGGCGAGACUGAUGAAAGGGCGAAAGAUCCGGCGAUCUGGAUCCAUCCUAGCGUUCCCGAAUACUCGUUGAUCAUUGGUGCCAUGGACAAAGGAUUGGUUCACGUGUACGACAUGUCUGGGAACCUAAAACAGACUCUAGACAACGGUGACGAGGCAAGCGGCGUUGACGUUAUGUAUGCCUUCAAGUUGGGCAACGACAAACUAGUGGACAUUGCCAUCAUCACUGAUCGUGCUGGCAAUCGCAUUGAAACCUACAAGAUCAAUCAAGAAGAUCUACCAAGCAAUAACAACAUUCUAUCGAGCCUUUCCGAAGGCCUUCCAUCCGUCAGCUCGCCUGGAGGAGUGGCAGCCUACACAUCGCCCUUUACCGGGAGGUCCUAUGUCUUUGUCAUUGAAAAUGACAAUGCUAUCAAACAGAUUGAGCUCAAACCAACCGAUAACAAUGAACGAAUUCGUGGAGAUGUCAUUCGUACCGUUGGACUACCAGGAACUGCCGGAAGCAAUGGCAUUGUUGUGGACCAAGAACUCGGAUACAUUUACGUAACCAUCGACUUCAACGAGUUUGGCAUCGUCAAGCUUGAUGCCGAACCGGAUGAAGGUGACUCUGACUGGGAGUCCGUGGCGUCUGGCGAUCGUAGCUACUUCAAAGGAGGUGAUAUUGAGGGUCUCACAUUGUACUACGGAGACAAAGGCGAUGGCUACCUGGUGGUCAGUGUAUCUGGCGACAGCACGUUCGCAGUGUUUGAGCGUGAAUCCGACAAUGACUACUACGAUAGCUUUACCAUUAAGCACAAUGAGGAGGAGGGCAUUGACAGGGUCGAUCAUGCAACAGGCGUGACCAUCACCAACGUCAAACUUGGUCCAGAGUUCAAGUGCGGCGUGUUUAUCGCGGCGGAUGCAAACAAUGAAGACGCGCUCAUCAAAAACGAAAAUGGGAAUCUGGUGAAUGGCAACACUAACUUCAAGCUGGUCCCGUUUGAGGAACUUGCCGAAAAGCUUCACUACUACCUUGACGUUGACACGGAUUCUUGGGACCCUCGUCGCUUCGCUCUUGUGAUUUGGAUCAACUGCAUUGCGCAAGACGUGUACUCGGCCCUGAAUGAAAACAAGUUGAGUGGUCGUGACACGGAGAGCUUGCUGGGGUAUCUCAAUGAAGCCGUUCGGCACACGUAUCCUCGGGCGUCCAAGAAGCAGCAGAUGAUAUCUCGUCUGGAUCCCUUUUACUACGACGAUCGACGACGUUCCUUGGAAGAGCGUCGCCAGGAGACUCACCGUCGUCUGGAGGAAGACCGACGUGGGUUGCGAAAACGUCGCAAAGAUUGUCGCCGUCGCCGCAGGUUGGGCGUCGAUAGCGGCAAGGCACGAGAUGACCUUGACGACUUUUUGGACAAGUUGCAGUCUUUGAAGGAUGCCGGUCGCUUGGGUGAUGUUGACGAUUCGCGGUACGAGUAUUGGAAGGAUCUUGCGACUGGAGUCAAGGAUCAGCUUCACGAUGAUGACUAAAACAUACAUAUUAUAUGAAGUCAUGUAUUUUGCCAAUUGCCAGGCAGCUUGAUUGCUAGCUAGCAAUCCCCUCCGAUACAGAACAUGCACCCUUCGUUAUAUGGUACAUCGUACCACAGAUGACCACACAGCUCCACAAACUCAUCCCCACCACAUCCGCAGCGCGACAUCGGUUUCUCACCACGACCGACGACGGACAUACCGCUACACUUUAGGACAUAAGAGGAUCAAACAAUUAUUACAGCGGUUCUCUGACCUUGGUGUUCUCCGGUAGUUAGUAUUUACGUAUUGCAGGAGCCAAAACAAGCUCACCGCUUGAGCUCCGCGUGUCGCUUAAAUAUGAACGUGAACUUUGCUUGCCUGGCAAGUGUGUCUGAAGUGUGAGAUGGGAGAAAUUGUGAACCCAAUCAUUCCAACAUAG
Messenger RNA from Seminavis robusta, 3624 nucleotides. The record is from the annotation of a GenBank genome assembly. Lineage: Eukaryota; Bacillariophyta; Bacillariophyceae; Naviculales; Naviculaceae.